AUGUUAUGCUGUCAAUUUUGGAGGUUAAAGAAUUUGGUUUGAAAACCGGUACGUUUUUGAAUUUGUUACGGAAUGAAAAUGAUAAAACAUGAGCUCACAUAUUGAAUCUGGAGUACAACUUUUUUCGAGGCUGAACAGCAGACCAAUUUUGGAAGGAAUCAACAAAUUUCUCUUCCCAGACGGGGGUCCUUAUCCAAAUCAAGUGAUUGAAAUCACUGGUCACCCAAGAAUCGACAAAAAUGACUUGUUGAUGGACUUUUUGGUGAAAUGUAUCCUUCCCAGCAAAUACAGUGACGAGUUCAAAGGCUCGGGGGCAAUUUUCAUCAACACCGAGUUUCAAAUAAGUCUGUUCAAGAUAAUAAAAGUCAUAGAAACACACUUGACUGCUCGCAAUAUUAAGGAUUCCAAGAAGGAAAUAUUGGAAAAUGCCCUGAAAAACCUCACCAUAUUCAAUUGUUUCAGCUUGGAAGAGUUGGAAGUGACUUUCAUGAGCCUGGAAAGAUUCAUUUAUGCUAAUGAAAAUGUUAGUUUAGUCUUAAUCGAUAAUAUUGCUGCGCACUAUUGGAUUGCCAAGGCAAGUUCAAACAUGUUGAGCUACUUCCAGCACUCCUUGAAGAUGUUCGACAAGGUUUACAGUGUCUUGAAGUCUCUAAAUAUACUGCUCGUAUUUGUGAGAAGCGACAAAGACUGUGAUAAGAAAAGGAGUUCGACGAAUGUAGACUAUAGAAUCGAGAUUCAAGAGAAUACAAAAGCUGGCUUUUGUGCUGUGAUGCAUAAUUUUGAAAAACAAACUACCAGUUCUGUUCUAUUCAAAGUGGAUAUAAUUUUGAAAUUUUGAAGUCCAACUCACAGAUGUUUGCCAAUUUUAUAAUAAUCACUGUGAAAUGAGAAAACUAUUUGCCUCGCAGUGAAAAUGCCGAGUUGUUUUGCUAUGUUGUUGAUUGCAUAUCUCUCUUAAAAAAAGUAAGUAAAAAUGUGCCUUUCAACAAGAUGACAGUGUCGAUGUUUGAAUGUAUUGAUGAUUUAGAUCUGUCAUCUUCAAACUGUUGAAAAAGAAAAAAGUUUCAGUUGUUUACUUCC
Molecule: messenger RNA, 1080 nt
Organism: Leptinotarsa decemlineata (Colorado potato beetle)
Lineage: Eukaryota; Metazoa; Arthropoda; Insecta; Coleoptera; Chrysomelidae
Product: DNA repair protein XRCC2-like
Biological process (GO): DNA strand invasion; double-strand break repair via homologous recombination
Cellular component (GO): replication fork; centrosome; Rad51B-Rad51C-Rad51D-XRCC2 complex
Molecular function (GO): four-way junction DNA binding
Source: RefSeq, a predicted model, not a curated record